This is a messenger RNA of Carassius gibelio (silver crucian carp), 3949 nucleotides long. Its product is annotated as NLR family CARD domain-containing protein 3-like. Bases 181 to 3303 code for a protein of 1040 amino acids. The record is from RefSeq and is a predicted model, not a curated record. Lineage: Eukaryota; Metazoa; Chordata; Actinopteri; Cypriniformes; Cyprinidae. Gene Ontology annotation, molecular function: protein binding. The transcript has 10 exons.
GAAAUUAAAUGAACAGAGUUGAGGUGGACAUUUUAAACAGACAGAAUCGAUGAUCUACAAUACAUAAUAUCUAUAAAUCUUUAAAGAAUCGCUAAUAAAUACUAAAGCAGGAGUUUGUGUUUAGUUAUCUGAUGGGAUUUUGAAUCAGAGUCUGUGCAGAUCAAACUGUUCAGAUCCAUCAUGGAUGAAACACAAACAUCUGGAGAUGAAGAUCUGUUUCCAGCACACAGCUCAGUUCAUCAGAACAGAUCAGAAGCAGAGUUCAGCUGUGUGUCUGUGAAGAGUGACACGUCUAUGCCUGAACCAGUAAACUUUAACAGUGGAGAUACACAACCUGUUCUCAGAUCAGUUAAUCAGAAGAGAUCAGAAGCAGAGUUCAGCUGUGUGUCUGUGAAGAGUGACACGUCUAUGCCUGAACCAGUAAACUUUAAGAGUGGAGAUUCACAACCUGUUCUCAGUUCAGUUCAUCAGAAGAGAUCAGAAGAGUCCAGCUCUGUGUCUAUGAAGAGUGACGCGUCUAUGAUUCAGCCAAUAAUGUUUAACAGUGGAGAUUCACAGCCUGAUCGCAGCACUGAAGUCCUCAACAUGUUUAGAUCAACUCUGAUUAAGAAGUUUGCGUGUCUGUAUGAGGGAACAGCGACGCAGAGAAACCCAACACUGCUGAAUGAUAUCUACACAGAGCUCUACAUCACAGAGAGUGAGAGAGGAAAGAUCUGUAAUGAGCACGAGGUGAGACAGAUUGAGACACAAUCCAGGAGAACACCAACAGAGGACACAGCCAUCAAAUGCACUGACAUCUUUAGAGCAUUACCUGGACAAGACAAAGCCAUCAGAACUGUGCUGACAAAAGGAGUCGCUGGCAUUGGAAAAACAGUCUCUGUGCAGAAGUUCAUCCUGGACUGGGCUGAAGGGAAAGAGAAUCAGGACGUCCAGCUCAUAUUUCCACUUCCUUUCAGAGAAAUCAACCUGAUGAAGGACAAAACACUCAGUCUUUCAGAUCUUCUUCAUGUGUUUUUCCCUGAAACUAAAGAAAUGGAGAUAUCCAGUGAAGAAUAUAAAGUGUUGUUCAUCUUUGAUGGUCUGGAUGAGUGUCGUCUGUCUCUGGAUUUUCAGAGCGAUGUGAGGCUGUGUGAUGUAAGUGAAUCAGCCUCAGUGGACGUGCUGCUGAUGAACCUGAUUGUGGGGAAUCUGCUUCCCUCUGCUCUCAUCUGGAUCACCUCCAGACCAGCAGCAGCUGAUCUCGUCCCCUCUGAGUGUGUCCAUCGAGUGACAGAGGUACGAGGCUUCAAUGAUCCACAGAAGGAGGAAUACUUCAGGAAGAGAAUCAGUGAUCAGAGUCUGGCCGACAGGAUCAUCUCACACCUGAAGUCAUCAAGGAGUCUCUUCAUCAUGUGCCACAUCCCAGUCUUCUGCUGGAUCUCAGCCGCUGUUCUGGAGAAGAUGUUGAGUACAGCAGAGAGUGGAGAGAUUCCCAAGACUCUCACUCAGAUGUACACACACUUCCUGAUCCUUCAGACCAGCAUCAAACAUCAGAAGGACUAUGAGAAGAAGGUGACAGAUGAAGACAUGGUCCUCAAACUGGGGAAACUGGCUUUUCAGCAGCUUGUGAAAGGCAACCUGAUCUUCUAUGAUGAAGACCUGAGAGAGUGUGGCAUUAAUGUGAAAGAAGCAUCAGUGUACUCGGGAUUGUGCACUCAGAUCUUCAGAGAAGAGUUGGGCUUGUAUCAGGGGAAAGUCUUCUGCUUUGUUCAUCUGAGCCUUCAGGAACAUCUAGCAGCUCUAUAUGUGCACCUCUCCUUUACAAUCAGAGGCAGAAAUGUGUUUGACCAACCUAAACAAAGUCUGUUGUCUAAACUUUUUAACCAGAAGAAAUUUAAUUCACUAUCUCAGCUGCAUCAGAGAGCUGUUGAUGAAGCUUUACAGAGUAAGAAAGGACAUCUGGAUCUUUUCCUGCGUUUUCUUCUGGGUCUCUCAGUGGAGUCCAAUCAGACACUCUUAGGAAAACUACUGACACAGACAGGAAGCUGCUCCUACAACAUUGAGAAAACAGUUCAGUUCAUCAAACAGAAGAUCAGGGAGAAUCGCUCUCCAGAGAAGUCCAUCAAUCUGUUUCACUGUCUGAAUGAACUGGGUGAUGAUUCACUGAUGCAGGAGAUCCAAGAUUAUCUGAAAUCUGGAGAAAUUAGAGAAACCAAACUCUCCUCUUCACAGUGGUCAGCUCUGGUUUAUGUGUUGCUGACAUCAGAGCAGAAGAUGGAUGUGUUUGAUCUGAAACAGUUUAUUGGAGCACAACACACAGUAGAUGAAGUUCUUCAGAAUCUGUUACCUGUGGUUAAAGAAUCCAGAUCAGUUCGACUAUGUGGAUGUAAUCUCACUGCUCAGUCCUGUGAAAGUUUGUCUUCAGCUCUACAAUCCUCAAACUCUGUCCUGAGAGAGCUGGACCUGAGUAACAAUGACCUGCAGGAUUCUGGAAUGAAGCUUCUUUCUGAUGGACUGAAGAGCCCAAACUGUGAGCUGGAGAUUCUGAGAAUGUCUGGCUGUAUGGUGACAGAGAAAGGAUGUCACUAUGUGUCUUCAGCUCUGAGUUCAAACGCCUCACACCUAAGAGAACUGGAUCUGAGCUACAAUCACCCAGGAGAUUCAGGAGUCAAGCUGCUUUCUGAAAAACUUCAGGAUCCAAACUGCCCACUGGACAAACUGAACGUGGAUCAUGGAGGAGAAUCCAGGAUUACAGCAGGAAUAAAGAAAUGGGUCUGUUUUCUCACACUGGAUCCAAACACAGCAAGCACUGAUCUCAGUCUGUCUGAGGAGAACAGAAAGGUGACACAUGUGAGAGAGAUACAGCCGUAUCCUGAUCAUCCAGACAGAUUUGAUUAUUAUCAUCAGGUGUUGUGUAGAGAGAGUGUGUGUGGACGCUGUUACUGGGAGAUUGAGUGGAGAGGAGAUUAUGUGGAGAUAUCAGUGUCAUAUAAGAGCAUCAGGAGGAAGGGAGACAGUGAUGAGUGUGAGUUUGGACAUAAUGAUAAGUCCUGGAGUUUGUUCUGCUCUCCCUCCAGUUACUCAUUCAUACACAACAGAUUAAAGACUGAUCUCUCUGUGAACCCCACCAGCAGGAGAAUAGUGGAGUAUGAUAAUGAUUAUAUCGGUAGAAUAGGUGUGUAUGUGGAUCACAGUUCAGGAACUCUGUCCUUCUACAGCGUCUCCAGAAACACAAUGAGCCUCAUCCACACAGUCCAGACCACAUUCACUCAGCCGCUCUAUCCUGGGUUUUAUGUUUAUUAUGGAUCAGUGAAACUGUGUUGAUGAAUCAGAAGAGACUGAUGAGAGAUUUUACCCAUAAUGCUUUGAGCUGCAUGAUAAACCAGUGACAGUGAGACGUUAUAGAGUCUCUUCAUGACAUUAAUACUGCAGCUGAACAUCUGUCUCUGAAACAACAGUCAGAAUAAAUGUGUGUCAGAAAACAUCAUAUAAACCAUAAGAUCAGUGUGUGUGUGUGUGUGUGUGUGUGUGUGAGAGAGAGAGAGAGUGUGUGUGAGAGAGAGAGAGAGUGUGUGUGUGAGAGAGAGAGUGUGUGUGUGUGAGAGAGAGAGAGUGUGUGUGUGUGAGAGAGAGAGAGAGAGUGUGUGUGUGAGAGAGAGAGAGUGUGUGUGUGUGUGUGUGUGUGUUUAUCUACAUUUGUGUUUUUAUUGUAGUCAGAACAAUCAUUUGUAUUAUUUCUAUUAAAAUGUUCUUUCAACAGAAAAGUUCUUCGUGAAUCAUGUUUGUAAAAAGUACGUCAUUAAUAUUUCUCUAUUGUUUUUGUUCAUAAAUAAUAAAACAUGAUGAGAAAUGAACUUGUUCAGAUCUGAAUUGAUGUUUGUAUCGUGAAUAUAAUCGAUUCCUCACAAGACUGACAUGAGCUUCAGGAGAGUUUCUGAUAUUAUACAAUAAAACAUUCAUCAUAGCAUUU